Micropterus dolomieu (smallmouth bass) is the source of this 3787-nucleotide messenger RNA. Its product is annotated as gap junction beta-4 protein-like. Lineage: Eukaryota; Metazoa; Chordata; Actinopteri; Centrarchiformes; Centrarchidae. Gene Ontology annotation, cellular component: connexin complex. The record is from RefSeq and is a predicted model, not a curated record. Gene Ontology annotation, biological process: cell communication. The coding region runs from base 2640 to 3464 and encodes 274 amino acids. The transcript has 3 exons.
UAUUGAGUCUUGUCAACUAGACACUACAGUCGGUCUUGGCUAAUAACUUAUCUAAAACUUGCACUUUGGAGAUUACGUUGACAGCAUUUCAGAUGGGCUGCUAUGUACGAAACCUUUACGGUCAUACGAGGCUUCAAACAAACAUUUGGUGUGAUAAGUCGAGCGGCUGGGACGCAGCCAGUUGCUAGCUCGCUAGCUAGCUAAGUUAGCUGAUAGCUAGCGCCGGAUUGUCCCACCGCGGAGCACCUCGCUCUUACCUCCCGUUGCCGUGGAGAGAUAGCAGCAGCCGGAUGGACGGAGAGCGAAGAUAGUGAAAACUGUAGAGAAAGUGGCGGUCCACCCGACCCCACUAAAGAAAUGAACUCCUUGUUCCGGAGCGGACGGUGGCUUAAUGAGCAGAGGUUGAACGGUGCAGGGUCAUAUUGUCUUACAGCUAUGCAGUGGGGAAAUAGUGUAUGCAAAUGUGGGGAGUCUCUCUCAAUUUAUGACCCCUCGCCCGAUACCACAGUCAAGCUGGCAGGAAUUAUAAUUUUGAUUUCCGGUUUUACUGUACCUACAAAAAAUACCAAAGCUAAAUUUAAACACUGGUGAAAGUGGUGAAAAGUCAAAUGAAAGCCAAGGCUAUAUUUAACAAAAUCAUUUGGAAAUUAAAAUACAAACAAUGCCCAUAUGUGUCUCUAGUUUACGGCGCAUUAGGGGGGACUAUUUUUUUUCAACAAUUAAAUUGUUUGUCCCUUUAUUUUGUUUAGCUCUAGAACAACGUGUCACUAAAUCUGUCCACCUUGACGCAGCACCACCCAACAUAAGGGCGUUUGUCUGCAGACACGCUACAAGCUGCCUUUCUCAUUUGCAGGCAUUUACUGAAGAAUUAUAAGACAAGGGCACAAAAACAAUAAUUAUAAUGAUGACAAUAAUAUUAAUAAUAAUGGAAAAAACAACAACAAAAUACCUUCAGUUUUCCAAUCUAGCAGUCUGUUUUUUGGACCAAACAAAUCCCAUAGCCCCCACAUUGGAUGAGAUGCUGUGUGAUUGCUCAGGAAUCCCUCACAAUUGUCUCCUUUUCACCAAAACGCAGUGGACAUGUCUUGUUAUUGAUUGUAAUGAAACUACUCAUGAAGCAAAAUUAAUGUAACUGUCUAAAAACAACACUUGUUUCCAUUAACCAUCCAAAUCAUUCAAAGCUGCGGACUCCUAAUUUAAAGGGUUGUUAGUAUUGCUGGAACCACUGAGAAUCAACAUGCAGCACAAUGAGGCAUUCUGUGUCUUGAAGCUUCCUUGUUUGAACAAGACACUAGAAUUGUAUAUUUUACAGAAGAAGAGCUUGCAAGGAAGACUUCCGCACACUGUCUAACUUGCAAAAAGUACUACAAAAAGUGCACUUGGUAUUACCCUAUCUUGUAAGUCAUGUACACAGACAAAACCUAUAAUCCAACAAUAAUCCAAACUUGGCUUUAUUUCUCAACUCCACACAGCUGGCCGAUCACUGCAUCAAGUUGGUGUCGAAUUUCCAAUUACAGAAACAUACAGAAAUUGUCAAUGGCAGCUAACGUUUCCCAUUCACAUUUUUUCCAUCUAUGGUGUUGAAUAGAAGAUGCCUUCUCCCAUUACUUUUCAGAUGAUUUGAUGUCACAUUUUCCGCCCAGCGCCGCUUGCCAGCUUUCUCCAUUUUGCGUUGACAAAGAGAAAAACAAUCACCUAGAGUGGGCAGCAGGGGCACUGGAUUGGAUGGACUUCAGGAAUGCAGCCUACUGGAGUGCUAUAUAUGAUCUGUUUUAGAGAUGAUGGGCCAUGCCGCAGACCCCCUCAAUGCUGGACGAUGUAUAAAAAACUUCAUGGAGAAGCAGCACUCUGAGAGUGCAAACUGGACCCCGAAGUUAUCGUUGCUCCAUCUUAGAAAAAGUAGAAUAAAUUAGUAUAGUAGUAAUAUGUGCUACAUGGAGCUGUGCAGCUGCAUCAAUGACCUCAAAAAGCCAGUAGUUUUUGACGGUAUUGUGUAACGAUGGAAUUAAUAUCAAUUGUUUGCACAAACAAAAUCUUACAGAGCUUUAGAGAUUGGUUGAUCUUUUUUCCUAUCUUUGGACUGAGCCAGGCUAGGUGUUUAACCCUGCUUCCAGUCUUUAUGCUAAGCUAAACUGUGUUUCCCUGGCUGCAGCUUCCCAUUUAACAGACAAAUAUGAGAGUGGUAUUGAUCAAUCUAUCUAACCCUCAACAAGAAUGUAAAUAUGGGUAUUUCCCAAAAUGUCAAACUAUUUCUUUAAAUGUCUUUUACUGAACAUAGAGUCAAUUUUAAACAGCACUGGGCUUAUGCAUGAAUAAGUAUCUAGCAAGCUCUCCGCCUCUCUCUGUCUCUCUCCUGAUGGUUAAUCAAGGUGUUUGCUAUUGCCAACUCAACAAGUGACUGUAGCAGAAGAAUGAGUCUGUGUUUGCUUUGUUCAGUUUUCUUCCCUCCCCUUCAACCUGUGCCAAGAAGGCAGCAGUAAGUAGUACUAUAUGAAAGAGCCUCUGUACCUGAUUUGCUCAGUUCAGUUUGUGUCCGAGUCAUCUGUAUUUGAGCACUCAGCAGAGUGUGUGCUACAUUUUCGGGUAUUUGUGGCCUCUUUUUCUUCAAGGUGGUCCAACCUAACAUCUGAAGUAACACCAUGAACUGGGCCUUCCUUGAGGGCCUCCUCAGCGGGGUGAACAAAUACUCCACAGCGUUCGGUCGCAUCUGGCUCGCCAUCGUUUUCAUCUUCCGGCUCUUGGUCUUCCUGGUGGCUUGCGAGAAGGUCUGGGGUGACGAGCAAAAGGACUUUGAUUGCAACACCCGGCAGCCUGGUUGUCACAAUGUCUGCUACGACCACUACUUCCCCAUCUCCUACACCCGACUCUGGGCUCUGCAGCUGAUCUUUGUCACCUGCCCGUCCCUUCUUGUGACGCUCCACGUGUCCUACCGAAAAGAACGUGAGCGCAAACAUCAGCUGAAGCACGGGGAAAACUGUACCCCACUGUACGAUGACACAGGGAAGAAGCGAGGGGGUCUUUGGUGGACCUACUUUUUUAGCCUGCUGUUUAAGAUAACGGUGGAUGCUGUGUUUGUCUUCCUGCUGUUCUACAUCUACGAGGCCACUUUCUUCCCACCGUUGGUGAAAUGCAACGAAGAGCCAUGUCCCAAUGUGGUGGACUGCUACAUUGCCAGGCCCACAGAGAAGAAAAUAUUCACCAUCUUCAUGGUGGUAACCAGCUUUGUGUGCAUCUUCCUCUCUCUUUGCGAGAUCUGCUACCUGUGUGGGAAGAGGUUCUGGGAGUGCUGCACAGGAAGACCUCGAUACGCUAGAGAAAGCUCCUUCAUGAUGACCAGAACUCCUCUGACUGGGAAGCAGAACUCGGUGUACAAAGAGCCUGUCCUGGAGAAGGCCAGCGUGGUUGACAAUGGAGAAGUCGGCAAAGAGAGUUCAGCCCCAGCGUACAGCAUAGCAGUCUCAUGAGAGACACGCAUCAUGUUAAUGAGUUUGAGACUAGAACUAGAAAGUAAAAACUAUGUUAGGUGGCUUUUGUACUGUUGAACGAUGAGUGGUUUUUAAGAAAAUGUUGUUUACAGACGUCAUGUCUUCUUUAAAAAUAUCAAAAGGAUGUAACGUUUUUGUCCCUUAAUAUUGUUGAGCUGACCAUCUGUGUAUUCUUUUUAGAGGCUUGUGAUCUAAAAUAACACUAAAGUUGAUUUACUGCAUUUUGACUAUUUAUAUGAUUAUUUGUUACAUGAGAUUAUUUUGUUAUCUAUAUGGCCACAAAAUAAAAUUGCUUUACUGAG